AUGUCUUCUUUCUCUUCCAACUGGAGCUGGAGACUUUUGUCAAUCAAGGGAAAGCUCUUGAUCCUUACUGGUGUCGGCCUCACUUUGCUUGUGUUCUGCGUAAAUUCUUGGACUGAGGUUCCAGUCAGCUCGCUCCAUAAAAGAAUACUCAAGCGCGGCAAAGUGACCAACGAAGAAUCCAGUAACACCGCUAUCUGGCAGCCUAAGGUUGGAAUUAAAUGGCAGAUCCAGCUGGAGAAUGCAGUUGAAGACAUUGCCAUCGGCGCUGAUGUCUUCGAUAUUGAUUUAUUCGACAACGCCGCAGCAACAAUUUCAAAAAUUCACAACACCGGCGCUAAAGUGAUAUGCUAUUUCUCGGCUGGUACCUACGAAGACUGGCGCUCUGACGCAAGCGAAUUUUCCGACUCGGACUUUGGUAGUGCACUCGAGGAUUGGCCAGGCGAGCGGUGGCUUGAUGUGCAGUCAAGCAAUGUCCGCAAAAUCAUGCAAUCUCGCCUUGAUUCGGCCAAACAGAAGGGCUGCGACGGUGUUGAUCCAGACAAUAUCGACGCAUAUGGAAAUGACAAUGGCCUCGGUCUGACUGAAGCCAAUGCGAUCGACUAUCUGAAUUUCCUCGCAACUGAGUCUCAUUCUCGCGGUAUGUCUGUCGGACUCAAGAAUGGAGGCGAGAUCAUUCAAUCGGUCAUUGAGAACAUGCAAUGGUCGGUCAACGAGCAAUGCGCCCAGUAUGACGAGUGCGAUAUCUACGCUACUUUCACGGAUGUCAACAAGCCCGUAUUCCACAUCGAGUAUUCUGGCGAGAUCAAGGUCAACAACAAACUCAGAGUUCGAGUGACGAAUUCGCAGAAGUCCGCAGCUUGCGAUGCGAACAGUGCAGAGAAAUUCUCCACUGUCAUCAAAAACAUGGAACUAGAUGCCUGGGUUGAAUAUUGCUAG
Molecule: messenger RNA, 936 nt
Organism: Penicillium canariense
Lineage: Eukaryota; Fungi; Ascomycota; Eurotiomycetes; Eurotiales; Aspergillaceae
Product: endo alpha-1,4 polygalactosaminidase
Exons: 1
Coding region: 1-936 (311 amino acids)
Source: RefSeq, a predicted model, not a curated record